AUGGAACAGGAAAAGGAGGCUGUCCUUGCCGAAAAGGCGGUCCAACUCCGUGAAGAGGACAGCCAUGAAACCCUAGCUGAACAUAUUCAGGUCCACGAAGAGCAAAGCCGUGAGACCUUGACCAAUUUCCUCUCUGAUGACGAAUUCCCCGAAAAGACUCCAGUCACCUGGGGCCUGUCUGGUCAAGUCUCGGCCAUGCAAGAUCGAGAAUUGGCUGCAGGCUAUAGCAAGCGUGAGCUGGGAGUUACCUGGCAAAACUUGAAUGUCGAGGUACUGUCGGCAGAAGCUUCUGUCAAUGAGAACUUCAUCUCCCAAUUCAAUCUCAUUCAACUUGCCCGUGAUUACCAAAAGAAGCCACCGAUUCGCGCCAUUGUUCAGGAUAGCCAUGGCUGUGUGAAGCCAGGUGAAAUGCUUCUUGUGCUUGGACGUCCAGGCUCGGGUUGUACCACUUUGUUGAAUGUCCUCUCGAACCGCAGAGCAGGGUAUCGAUCAGUCACCGGCGACGUCAAAUUCGGUACCAUGACACCCGAAGAGGCCACCCAAUAUAAAAGUCAAAUUGUGAUGAACAGCGAAGAAGAGAUCUUCUUCCCUACCCUUACCGUUGGACAAACGAUGGACUUCGCCACCCGCCUUAAGAUCCCAUUCCGUCGCCCCGAAGGAACCUCGCCAGCCGACUGGGCAACCGAAUUGAAACAAUUCCUCAUGGAGUCGAUGAAAAUUUCGCAUACCGAAGACACGAAAGUUGGAAACGAGUUCGUGCGUGGUGUUUCGGGUGGAGAGCGGAAGCGAGUGUCGAUUAUCGAGUGCAUGGCAACAAAGGGGUCGGUGUUUUGUUGGGACAACAGUACUCGCGGCCUGGACGCUUCAACUGCAUUGGAGUGGGCUAAGGCCUUGCGUGCAAUGACUGAUAUCCUUGGUCUAACUACCAUUGUGACCUUAUACCAAGCCGGUAAUGGUAUCUAUGACUUGUUCGACAAAGUUUUGGUCCUAGACGAAGGAAAGCAGAUAUUCUAUGGCCCAGCAACCUCUGCAAAGCGCUUUAUGGAAAGUGUUGGUUUUGCCUAUACCGAUGGUGCCAACACAGGCGAUUAUCUGAGUGGUGUUACUGUACCAACUGAACGGAAGAUUCUUCCUGGGUUUGAGGGUGUCUUCCCAAAGAACGCCGAUGAAGUCCUUGGUGCUUACCAGAAGUCCGAUAUCUGUCAACACAUGAGACUUGAAUAUGAUUAUCCGACAACACCACUAGCUCAGGAGCGAACACAGGCAUUCCAGGACUCUGUUGCACUCGAAAAAGAUUCUUCAUUGCCGAAAAACAGUGCCUUGACUACUGCCUUCCUCCAUCAGCUCAAGAUCUGUGUGAUUCGCCAAUAUCAAAUUAUCUGGGGAGAGAAAUCUACUUUCUUUAUUCGACAAUUCGUUUCUCUUGCAAUGGCUCUGAUUGUGGGCUCCUGUUUUUAUAAUUCACCGGAGACAUCCGCUGGUCUGUUCACCAAGGGAGGAGCGAUCUUUUUCUCUCAGGUCUACCAGGUCACCCUGGCAAUGGCUGAAGUCACUGGGUCCUUCAAAGGACGACCAAUCUUGAUCAAGCAUAAAUCUUUUGGCUAUCAUCACCCGGCCGCGUUUGCUCUAGCAAUUCUUGCCGCUGAACUACCGGUGGUCAUUUUCCAAUGCACCAUUUUGACGGUUGUGUUAUAUUGGAUGGUUGGCCUCAAAGCGACAGCUAGCGCGUUUUUCACAUUCUGGAUUCUCCUCAUCGCUAUCACUUUUUGUAUCAACGCAUUAUUCAGAUCACUUGCCGCUGCUAGCCCUAACCUUGAAGUGGCCUCCAACCUUUCCGGCGUGCUUAUGAAGUUCUUAGUUAUGUAUACUGGUUACAUGAUCCCGAAGCCAAAGAUGAAAAAUUGGUUCAUUGAGUUAUACUACGCCAAUCCAAUGGCCUACGCUUUUCAAGCAGCAUUGAGCAAUGAAUUUCACGAUACAACAAUGCCAUGCGUCGGCUCAAGCUUGAUCCCUAACGGAGGCAAUUAUACAGAUUCUCAGUAUCAAGCCUGUGCAGGUGUUACAGGAGCAGAACGUGGUGCUACUUAUGUCACGGGCGACAACUACCUUGCUGCUCUUCACUGGAAGCACUCUCAAAUGUGGCGAAACUUUGGUGUUGUCUGGGGAUGGUGGGCCUUCUUUGUCGUGGUUACAGUUGUAUCAACCUGCAUGUGGAAGGCCGGGGGAGCAGGAAGUAGCUCUCUGUUGAUCCCUCGAGAAAACAUGAAGCAAUUCCAAGCCUCUAAGGAUGAGGAGAGUCAGUCGUCAAACAAGGAGUCUCAGACCAGCAGAAACAUUGCAGCAGACGAUCAGAAAAACUCAAACCUGGUCCGUAACACAUCAGUUUUCACAUGGAAAAACUUAGUUUACACUGUGAACACUCCAUCAGGGGAUCGUGUGCUUCUGGAUAAUAUCUACGGCUGGGUGAAACCUGGAAUGCUUGGUGCUUUGAUGGGAUCAUCCGGAGCUGGCAAAACAACUUUGCUCGAUGUCCUCGCGCAGAGAAAAACCGAAGGAACAAUCAAAGGAACUGUGUUAGUGGACGGUCGCGAACUUCCUAUGUGUUUCCAGAGAAUGGCCGGCUACUGCGAACAGCUUGACGUUCAUGAACCAUUUGCGACAGUACGAGAAGCACUCGAAUUUUCAGCUCUCCUUCGACAACCUGCACAUGUCCCAAAGGCAGAAAAGCUCGCCUAUGUCGACACCAUCAUUGAUCUCUUAGAGCUUCACGAUCUUGCUGAUACACUCAUUGGAUCUGUUGGCGAGGGUCUUAGUGUUGAGCAGCGGAAACGUGUUACGAUCGGUGUCGAACUAGUUUCAAAGCCCAGUAUUCUUAUCUUCUUGGAUGAGCCUACCUCUGGUCUUGAUGGACAGUCAGCCUACAACACAGUUCGAUUCCUCCGCCGAUUAGCUGAUGCAGGUCAGGCAAUUUUAGUGACCAUUCAUCAGCCAUCUGCUCAACUUUUUGCUCAGUUUGAUACACUCCUUCUCCUCGCUCGAGGUGGUAAAAUGGUUUACUUUGGUGAUAUUGGUGAGAACGGCUCUACGGUCAAGAACUACUUUGCUCAAUAUGGAGCCCCUUGCCCAAUUCGCAGUAACCCUGCUGAGCAUAUGAUUGAUGUGGUCACUGGUGGUAUUGAGGCUGUGAAGGAUAAGGACUGGCACCAAGUCUGGCUUGACUCUCAGGAAAACGCAGCGGCCAUGGCGGAGCUUGAUCAGAUUGUUUCUGAUGCAGCCGCAAAACCACCUGGAACAGUCGAUGAUGGUAAAGAGUUCGCUACCUCCCUUUGGACUCAAACAAGGCUUGUUACACAGCGGAUGAAUGUUGCCUUGCUGAGAAACACGAAGUAUGUGAACAACAAACUCGAGCUACACAUCAUCUCAGCUUUGCUCAAUGGCUUUUCCUUCUGGCACCUCGGAUCCUCGGUUACAGACCUUCAGUUGAAAAUGUUUACCAUUUUCAACUUCACAUUCGUUGCACCAGGUGUGAUUAACCAGCUUCAACCUCUCUUUAUCCAACGUCGCGAUAUUUACGAUGCCCGUGAAAAGAAGUCGAGAAUGUAUUCUUGGAUCGCUUUCGUGACUGGUCUUAUCGUCUCAGAAUUCCCUUACCUCUGCCUCUGCGCCGUUUCUUACUUCGUCUGUUGGUAUUACCAGACAAAACUCCCGCACUCUUCCAACGAGGCCGGAUCAAUCUUCUUCAUCAUGUUGAUUUACGAAUUCAUCUACACUGGUAUUGGGCAGUUUGUCGCAGCCUAUGCCCCGAACGCAACAUUCGCAGCAUUGGUCAACCCACUUAUCGUCAACAGCUUAAUUCUUUUUUGUGGCGCUUUCGUGCCUCAGCCCGAGCUGAACGUGUUCUGGAAGUAUUGGUUCUACUACCUGAAUCCCUUCAACUAUGUGGUCGGAGGUAUGCUCACUUUCGGUAUCUGGAAGUCGAAUGUCAGGUGCACUUCGGAUGAGUUUGCGUACUUCGAUCCUCCCAAUGGAACUUGCCAGGAAUAUCUGGCGGAGUAUAUCGCUGGUGCUGGAUCUGCUGUCAAUUUGAUCAAUCCGGAUGCAACUUCUCAGUGUCAGGUCUGUGAAUACACGUAUGGAAGUGACUACUUGAAGACUCUGAACAUCAACGACUACUACUAUGGUUGGCGAGAUGCUGGUAUCUGUGUUAUCUUCGCUCUCAGUGGAUAUGCCUUGGUUUAUAUCAUGAUGAAACUGCGAACUAAGGCUUCGAAGAAGGCGGAGUAA
Molecule: messenger RNA, 4284 nt
Organism: Penicillium malachiteum
Lineage: Eukaryota; Fungi; Ascomycota; Eurotiomycetes; Eurotiales; Aspergillaceae
Exons: 2
Coding region: 1-4284 (1427 amino acids)
Biological process (GO): transmembrane transport
Cellular component (GO): membrane
Molecular function (GO): ATP binding; ATP hydrolysis activity; ABC-type transporter activity
Source: RefSeq, a predicted model, not a curated record